Mollisia scopiformis is the source of this 929-nucleotide messenger RNA. RefSeq lists its product as uncharacterized. The record is from RefSeq and is a predicted model, not a curated record. The transcript has a single exon. Lineage: Eukaryota; Fungi; Ascomycota; Leotiomycetes; Helotiales; Mollisiaceae. The annotation marks the transcript as partial.
GUGGAUUUGAUAAGAUGUAGGGCAACAUCACGGCGGACUCACAGGUUUUGUGUCGAGCAUAUCUCUAUCGACAAAGCAGGGCAAGUGCUGUAUCUCAAAGAUCCAUGCUAUGCUCAUCAUCGCUGCAAGCAUAUUACGAUCAAUGCAGAUGGAGAAAUUGACAGAAACCAAUUGCCAUAUCGCGAGUCAAUCACAUUCCUUGAACCUAGAGAUGAAGAGCCCACGCCUAUUCGGGGGACCUCAGAAAACUCUAUCUCACUUCUCGGGCGCUGUUUCGGGCGCUGUUUGACACGUACCCAUACUUCGGUUAAGAACUUCAACAGUAACAGCACAGACGUUUAUUGUGCGCGCGCAUCCCACUUCCGCAUAUCUUUGACAACUUCUAUGCUAGAAUAUUCGGAUUCAGGGAGCAAUACGGAUACUGCAAACGGAGAACCUGGCUCGAAUGAAGAACAUACCGAGUCGGGACAACCGGAAGCAUCUUCUAGCGACCAUGAACAGGAGAAGACUUCUUCUAAAACAACAGGAACACCAGAAAACGAUGAAAAAGCUGGCUGUCCCUGGUGGGUGAAAUAUUUGUACGGAGUCAACAGCCUGCCUUGCGCCCACUGUCGGCAAGUCGCUUCAAAUCCUAUAAAGACCGGGGAAGGCAUCGCCUCUUUGAUCAUUUAUUCAUCCCAAGCGCAUGGGUCACCAGUGGGUGUCAGAAUUCGUGAACCACGCUAAAAUUAGGCGAGAACGCCAGAAUUUCAAAGGGGGUCAACAGUCAAUUGCUAAUAUUAUUACAAAAUAAAUCACCAUUUUGCAGUUUUAAUAGCUUUCCCCCCAUUUUUAAUAAGGCGUCUGUAUCUCCCAGGCAUAUCAGCGAUGCGUGAGCGUAUCUCUUCUAACGUGAUUUUGUCCCAUUCCUCUUGAAGAGCUUGUUUUAC